AUGGCGGGCCACUUCCGCGCCUCGCUGGCAGACCCACCCGCCAAAUCCUUCCCGGAUCGGCCCCAGUUCUCGGCCUUUAUGAAGCCGUGCCGCUUCGAGGGCGAGGUCCGGAAUCUGGAGGUUGUCGGCACCGUUCCCACCGAGCUGGACGGCGCGUUUUUCCGUGUGAUGCCGGAUCCCCAGUUUCCGCCGUUUAUUGAGAAUGAUCCUUGGUUCAAUGGGGAUGGAAAUGUAUCAGCAUUCCGCUUUCACAAUGGCAACGUCGAUUUUCAACAGAAAUACGUGCGCACAGAAAAGUUCGUUCGAGAACGAGAGGCAAAUCGAGCUCUAGCAGGCGCAUACCGCAACAAAUACACAGACGCAGUCGAGUUCAAAGUGCGCACCACAGCCAACACCAACAUCUUUUACUUCAACAAGUCCCUUCUCGCCAUCAAAGAGGACGCGCCGCCGUACCUCAUGGACCCAAUCACGCUCGAGACAAAGGGACUCUGCGACUUUGACGGCCAACUUCCGAGCUGCACCUUCACCGCACACCCUAAACUGGACCCCGCUACGGGCGAGCUUGUGUGUUUUGGGUACGAGGCUAAGGGCGACGGGACGCCUGAUGUUUGUUACUUCAGUAUCGCCCCCGACGGCAAGUUUCUCGAGACUGUGUGGCUUGUGGCGCCUGUUGUUGGCAUGAUUCAUGAUUGUGCUGUGACGGACAACUGGUGGUUCCGCGCUCCAAACGCCUUCCCAGGCCACACCACAAACGCUUACGAGACCCCCUCGGGCAACAUCGUCUUCGACCUCCCCCUCACAGACAAGAACGUCUUCUUCUGGUGGCCCGACGCCGAGGGCAACGCCCCGGACCCGCACGAUAUCCGCGCCGAGUACGUCCGCUUCGAAUUCGACCCGCGCGCCACCUCGGACGCGGCCCUCGACCUCCCCGCGCCGACGCCCAUCCUCCGCCACGACAUGGAGUUCCCGCGCAUUGACGAGCGCGUGCUAUCCAAGCCGCACCGGCACAGCUUCUUCGACAUGAUGGACCCGUCCUUGGGCACCGAUUUUCCUGCCAUUAUGCCCGUGCUGGGCGGGGGGCAUCCGCUGUAUAAUUCGUUGGGGCAUCUUAAUCAUGAGAGUGGGAAGUUGGAGGUGUAUUAUCCUGGGUCGCGGCAUAUGGUGCAGGAGCCUGUGUUUGUGCCGAGGGGGGAGGAUGCGGAGGAGGGGGAUGGGUUUUUGAUUGGGCUUGUGAAUAAUUACGCGACCAUGUCGAGUGAGUUGCAUGUUAUUGAUACCAAAAGAUUUACGGAGCCUGCGGCGGUGGUGAAGGUGCCUAUGAGGUUGAGGGCUGGGCUGCAUGGUAACUGGGUUGAUGGGAAGGAGCUGCGGCAGUGCCAAUAA
Molecule: messenger RNA, 1383 nt
Organism: Colletotrichum fioriniae
Lineage: Eukaryota; Fungi; Ascomycota; Sordariomycetes; Glomerellales; Glomerellaceae
Source: RefSeq, a predicted model, not a curated record